Molecule: messenger RNA, 2110 nt
Organism: Cucurbita pepo subsp. pepo (vegetable marrow)
Lineage: Eukaryota; Viridiplantae; Streptophyta; Magnoliopsida; Cucurbitales; Cucurbitaceae
Product: small ribosomal subunit protein mS81 (rPPR8)
Molecular function (GO): protein binding
Source: RefSeq, a predicted model, not a curated record
AAAAAAAACAAAACAAGAGAUUUUUAUCAUCCUAGUCAUUCCCAAGCCCGAUCCACUUUGAAACCCUAAACAAAGUUGAGGCCCAAGGUCUCCUUUCAAGGGCCAGUUCCCGCGAAUUGGGCUUCAUCACGAACAACAACUGUACCAUCUUCUUCCCCCCUACACAGCAUGACUGCUCACUCUACUGAGGCUCAAGGAACUUCUUUCCCAUCUGUCUCAUCCCCGGUCGGUCCCUUCGUCUUUGCAAAUUCAAAUAGCUUCACGUUUUAGAGUUCCAAAAUACCAGACGAAGCUUUACAAGACGGAGGUUUCCUGACCGACUUCUAAACUCUUCACAUUUCCUCUUGUAAAAACUUAUCUCUCCUAUUGAGAUCGGGAAACGAAGAAAAGUUAUGAUUGAUCGUCUUAGUCCAAAUGGUUUCUUCCUGGUUGAACAAUUGUGGAUUUCAUGUGGUUGUUUGAGGUGAUGAAUGGUGGAAGCCAUGGCUGAAAACCCUAAAAUUGGUGUAAAAAAGCCUUUCAAACUCCCCCCCAGUUCCUCGCCUCCGUUGGUCAAAUCCCCUCGCCUCCCCGUGCAUCUCGACGCGCCUGACAUAUCGCCGGCUGCCAAAACCGUUUGCAAAGUCCUGGUCAGAGCCUCGCCAAAUGAUGUAGAAGCCGCGCUCUCCGCGACGGGAGUAGUUCCGUCGCCAGAGCUUGUCCAAGAAGUUCUAAGGGUUUCUUACAACUAUCCGUCGUCGGCGAUCAAAUUCUUCCGGUGGGCGAGGCAGUUGGCGAAGCAGUCGGCGUACUCGUGGAAUCUGAUGGUUGAUUUGCUGGGCAAGAAUGAAUUGUUCGAUCAAAUGUGGAACGCCAUCCGCACCAUGAGAGAAGAAAAAGUCCUUUCAUUACCAACUUUCGUGUCUGUUUUCGGGAGUUAUUGUUCGGCUGGCAGGUUCAAAGAUGCGAUUAAGAGCUUUGAAGUGAUGGAUAGGUACGACGUCGAGAAGGAUGUGGUGGCGGUGAAUUCUCUACUGAGUGCAAUUUGCACCGAGGAAAAUCAAACAUCAAAGGCUUGGGAGUUCUUUAAAAAGCACAAAGAGAAGAUUCCUCUAGAUGGGGACUCAUACGCCAUUUUAUUGGAAGGAUGGGAGAAAGAAGGCAAUGUGGAGAAAGCCGAGGUUACAUUUGAUGAAAUGGUGAAAAGAGUUGGUUGGAAUCCUGAAAAUGUUUCAGCUUAUGAUGCAUUUUUGAUAACAUUGGUUCGUCGGGGCCAAUCUGCAGAGGCAGUUAAAGUUCUACUAGAAAUAAAGAACAAUGGUUGCUCUCCAGGUUUGAAAUUCCUAUCCAAUGCUCUUGAUAGUCUCAUUAACCAAAAUGAUGCAACCCAUGCGAUUCUAUUGUGGGAUAUAGCUGUAGGAAAUGGAUUAGUUCCAAACUUGAUUAUGUACAAUGCCAUAAUCGGAUUGCUUAGUGAGAAGGGUAAAAUUGAAGACUCAUUUCGGCUCUUGGACGCCAUGGUUUUCCAUGGAGCUUUUCCCAACUCCCUCACUUACAACCUGAUCUUCAGCUGUUUGAUUAAGAACAAGAAAGUUAAGGAAGCAAGCCAAUUUUUCAGGGAAAUGGUAAAGAAUGAGUGCCCUCCCACCCCUUCUAAUUGUGCUGCAGCUAUCACAAUGUUGUUUGAUGGUUAUGACCCUGAAACAGCCAUUGAUAUAUGGAACUUCAUGGUUGAUAAUAACAUCAAGCCUAUGGAUGCAAGUGCAAAUGCACUGCUUAUUGGUCUCUGCGACUUGGAUCGAUUAACAGAGGUUAGACGAUUUGCUGAUGAUAUGCUAGAUCAACGAAUCGGAAUAUUCGAAUCGACUAUGAAGUUCUUACGGAAUGGUUUCUAUCAGCAGAGGGGAAGAUUCAGAGAUAGUUAUGAUAGUCUUUUUCGUAGGUGGAGAGACUCCUAAACUUUGUAGUUUUUGCCCUCUCUUCAUCCAUUUUUGGUGUUUUCACAAGCUUAAUACAUAGAAACAUUAGUGAUUUCCUAGAGGCAAGUAGGGUUACCUGUUCUACACAAAUCAUUUUGACCUUAGCAAUUUCACCUACUUCAACUUAUCAGAAGCUCUUUUUUCUCCCUUAC